Molecule: messenger RNA, 1650 nt
Organism: Trichoderma aggressivum f. europaeum
Lineage: Eukaryota; Fungi; Ascomycota; Sordariomycetes; Hypocreales; Hypocreaceae
Exons: 2
Coding region: 1-1650 (549 amino acids)
Cellular component (GO): cytoplasm
Molecular function (GO): flavin adenine dinucleotide binding; 2 iron, 2 sulfur cluster binding; oxidoreductase activity, acting on NAD(P)H
Source: RefSeq, a predicted model, not a curated record
AUGGCUCAAGAGUACAAGCUCAAGGGCGUCACCUCGCUGUCACUCAAGCCCGGUCAGAAGCAGGAGGUGGAAGUUGAGGGCAUUCAAGACGCCAAGGUCCUCCUUGUCGGCCUCCAGUCUGGGGGAAAGGCAGAGGUGCAGGCCAUUGGUGCCAAGUGUACCCAUUACGGCGCUCCGUUGGCCAAGGGCGUUUUGUCCACCACAGGACGCAUCACUUGCCCCUGGCAUGGAGCUUGUUUCAACGCAAAGACUGGCGACGUAGAAGACUCGCCUGCCCUGGAUGCUCUCCCCGUCUUUCCUCUCACCGAGCAUGAUGGAGGAUUCUACAUUACCGCUGAGGAAGCCGCCAUCAAAGGCUCCAGGAGGAAACCCAACUUCCAGUGCAGCGUCUCGAGUGGCUCUCAAGAGAGGGUCGUCGUUGUCGGUGGUGGCUCUGGCGCUCUCGGCGUUGUCGAGGGAUUGCGUGAAAAGGGCUACAGAGGCCAUCUCACCGUCAUCUCAAAGGAGGGCUACCUCCCCAUUGACAGGCCCAAGCUGAGCAAAGCUUUAAUCACAGACGCCUCCAAGCUGGCAUGGCGAGACAAGAGCUGGUUCGAUAGUGGCGCCGUUGAGUGGGUUGACGGCGAGGUCAACGAUGUCGACUUUUCUGGCAAGCAAGUCACAACCGCAAGCGGGAGCAAGAUUCCCUACAGCAAGCUGGUUCUCGCGACUGGAGCAACUCCCAGGCUCCUGCCCCUUCAAGGCUUCAAGGAGCUCGGCAACAUCUUUACACUGCGCACUGUUCACGAUGCCAAGAAGAUUGUCGAUGCCAUUGGAGAAAAGGGCAAGAAGAUUGUCAUCAUCGGCUCCUCCUUUAUUGGCAUGGAAAUUGCCAACGCCACUGGCGGCGACAACUCGGUGACCGUCGUGGGCAUGGAAAAGGUCCCCCUGGAGCGUGUUCUCGGCGAGCAAGUCGGCGCCGGCAUCCAGAAAGCCUUGGAGGGCAAAGGCAUCAAGUUUUACUUGAGCGCUGGCGUCGACAAGGCCGAGCCGUCCAGCUCAGAUUCCUCCAAGGUGGGUGCUGUCUAUCUCAAGGACGGUACCAAGCUCGAUGCGGAUCUCGUCAUCCUGGGAGUCGGCGUGGCCCCCGAGACGAGCUACCUCAAAAACAACAGCGCAGUCCAACUGCAAAAGGAUGGAUCCCUUCAGACCGACGCUCACUUUGCGGUUGCGGGACUCUCUGACGUCUACGCCAUCGGAGACAUUGCCUCGUACCCUUACCAAGGCCCUGGAGGCAAUGGGGCUCUCGUCCGAAUCGAGCACUGGAACGUUGCCCAGAACGCUGGUCGUGCCGUUGCCUCUCGCAUUGUGAACCCAGCGGCAGCCAGCGAGCCUUUUAUCCCAGUCUUUUGGUCGGCCCUCGGCGCCCAGCUGCGAUACAGCGGCAACACGAUUGCGUCUGGAUGGGACGACGUCAUCUUGGAUGGAGAUGCCGCCGCAGGAAAGUUUGUCGCCUACUACACAAAGGGCGAGACCGUCGUGGCGGUUGCGUCCCAGGGCCGCGACCCGACCGUGAUGCAGGUGUCUGAGUUGUUGAGGCUUGGAAAGGCGCCGACAAAGAGCCAGCUGCAAAACGGCGUGGAUGUUUUUAGCAUUGACGUGGUGGCCUAG